Molecule: messenger RNA, 620 nt
Organism: Scaptodrosophila lebanonensis
Lineage: Eukaryota; Metazoa; Arthropoda; Insecta; Diptera; Drosophilidae
Exons: 3
Coding region: 38-544 (168 amino acids)
Source: RefSeq, a predicted model, not a curated record
AAUAACAUAUAAUCGUAAUAGUUAAGUAAUUGCAAUCAUGUCCACUUUACUCAGAAAUCGCUCUACCAAGCGAUCAAUCAAAUUUAUGGAUAUUCCCAAUGAGGAACAUGUCACGUACUUUAAGGCCUGGCUACGCCGCAGCCAACUCGAUUCAUCCUUCAUGCGAAACUCUUUCCAGUUCGAUAGUAUAGUGGACAAAAACUCCGUGUUUAAGCGUUAUGAGCCAAAAGGAGAUGACUGUGAUGUAUUGCAGAUCGAUCCCAGCUACAGCAGAUUCAAGAUACCAUACGAAAUGGUUUGCAAGAUACGCUAUAAUGAGGAUAAGAAGAGGUAUGAUGAGCAAUUCCACAGCGAAAUUCAACAGCUUGUUGACAGCCAAACAUCGGCGAUUGAGGCUUCCUAUAUGGUUCGCGUCAUGGCAUACACGACCUUGUGGCCUCCUUAUCACAACCGCCGGGAGCUGCAGCGCACUAGCGAAAAAUUUUAUCAGUUGAAUAAAAAGGAGAGAAAACGCUUAAAGAAAAUCAUGGCUGAAAACAUAUAAAUUAUAAGUGCAUUGUAAUUAAUUUGUAGGAAAAUGUUUGAAGUGCAUUUCAAUAAAUGGAAGCAUUGCUCUAUAA